Molecule: messenger RNA, 1972 nt
Organism: Colletotrichum acutatum
Lineage: Eukaryota; Fungi; Ascomycota; Sordariomycetes; Glomerellales; Glomerellaceae
Product: major facilitator superfamily transporter
Exons: 3
Coding region: 223-1695 (490 amino acids)
Biological process (GO): transmembrane transport
Cellular component (GO): membrane
Molecular function (GO): transmembrane transporter activity
Source: RefSeq, a predicted model, not a curated record
GGAUGGGGAAACCCACCUCGGCCGAUGAGAUAAAAAAAAAACUGCCAAUUCUUCCUGUGUGAUGAAAGUAAGAUCUCAUCUUCUCUGUUGGUACCUUGCCUAGAUUUAAUGUUGACAGUUCAAGGCUGAAGAGAUAGCGGCACCUUUGUGGUCAAAAAGUCUGUCUACACUCACAUUCAGCGCGAACGUUGCUUGCUACCGCGACUCUGCUCGGCAUUGACGAUGGCUUCACAUCCUGAGGAAAAGGGCUCGUUCGGUCCAGGCCGAGAGGACGUCGAGUCUCCCGCCGUGAAAGAGGAACCCUCACCAUCCUCUCCAUCCUCAGCCGACGCCGAAGAAGAGAAAGCGCUCCUCUGGAAACAAGACAAGCGCAUUAUCCCGCUCUCCGCAAGCAUCUACUUCCUCUGCUUCCUCGACCGCUCCAACAUUGGCAACGCAAAGAUCCUAAACUCGUCCACGGGCCACGACAUGCAGACCGAGACUCACAUGUCAAACCGCGACUUCACAAUCGCCCUCAUGAUCUUCCUCAUCGCCUACGCGAUCUUCGAGGUCCCCUCCAACAUACUUCUCAAGAAGCUCCGGCCCUCGCGCUGGCUCGCCUUUCUCAUGUUCUCUUGGGGCUCCGUCACCAUUGGCCUCGGCGGCGCAAAUAGCUUCGCGACGGUGACGGGCGUGCGGUUCCUCCUCGGCGUUUUUGAAGCCGGGCUGUUCCCGGGACUGGUGUACUAUCUCACCUUUUGGUACAAGCACGACGAGAGGAGCGUGAGGGUCGCCAUGAUCCUCGCGAGCGCGACAUUGGCUGGUGCGUUUGGUGGGGCGAUUGCGUAUGGGAUCGGGCAUAUGAACCAGGUGCACGGCAUGUCGGGGUGGCGGUGGCUCUUCAUCCUCGAGGGCAUCCCUUCGUGUCUGUCUGCCUUUUUUGUCUGGUUCUUCUUACCUGAUUAUCCCGAAAGUGCCAGCUGGCUUUCGGAGCGAGAGAAGGAUCUCGCGCUGCGGAGACUCUACCAUGAGGGCAGCAAGAGCAGCCACAAGACUAUGUCUUGGGAAGAAGCCAAGGCUACGCUGACGGACUGGAGGUUGUAUGGACACUACCUGGUAUACUUUGCCAUGUCGACGCCGUUCUCAUCGCUGUCGCUGUUCACACCGUCCAUCACCUCAGGACUCGGGUUCGUCGAUCUACAAGCGCAGCUAAUGACGGUUCCCCCAUACGCUGCAGCAUACGUCGUCCAAAUCCUCGUAGCCUGGUCCGCAGACCACUUCAACGCCCGCGGCGUCCACUCCGCAGCCUUAGCCCUCAUCGGCGGCGUCGCCUUCGCCGUCUCGGCCGUUCUCCCGCCCGACGCCUACAACGCGCGCUACGGCUGCCUCAUCAUCGGCGCCUCGGGCGCUUUUGCGUGCAUCCCGCCGCUGCUGGGCUGGCUAACGUCCAACAUCUUCAGCACGGCGGCGACGGGGCUCGCCAUCGCGCUCAAUGUCAGCAUCGGCGCCGGGCUCGGACAGAUCCCGGGCGUAUGGGUCUACAAGGCCGAGGAGAAGGCCCGAGGGUACCCGACGGGCCACUGGGCUAACGCGGCGCUGCUUUUUGUUGUCGUGGUUGGGUGUGCGGCGCUGAGGGUGUAUUAUGGGGUUAAGAACCGGGGAAUUGUACGGCGGGCGGCGGAGGAGGGGACGGAGCCGAGGUUGUACAAGUUGUGAUGGUCUUUUGGCGAGCAUUGCAUCGUCACUCUGUCUUGUUAGACUGCUGUCUCCUCGUCCGUAGAGUCCCAGUAAACAAAGUUUGCGUCAAUGAGUCGCAAGGUUUCAGGACUGGGCGAACGCGUUUAGUUGUGUAGGCAUGAAUCCCACCGGUAACCUAAGCUGGAAAUACGCGUCUUGCCAACCCCAAUUACUCUUACAUGUUCGCAUGGCGAUCUCGCGAAACUUCGUCGAAAAAAGUUGAGGCUGUCGCGAGAGCUGUAGUGGCACCGAAGCC